UCAAGUAAGUAUCAGAAGCUAACCAAAAACAAUUCUGAGGUUAAUUAAUUAUGUUUUGUUGUUAUUAGUGCUUAAAUUUUUUCAUUAUCCUUGAUAUUAUUCAAGAAAACUACUUAUAUUUAAGUAGAUUACGUUAGGUUACAGCCAUAAUUAUGUAUCGAACAGACAAACAAUUUAUGAAAAAUCCGGCUACAACACCGUCACGAAUAUUCAUAGGAAAUUUAGGCGAAGGACUGAUUCCCUUAGAUUUAGAAGAAAAAUUUAAAAUUCAUGGGAAUAUUUUAGGCCUUGUUCUUCAAAGAGGGUUUGCAUUUGUACAAUACGAAAAAGAAUCCGAAGCUCAUUCAGCUAUAGAGAAAGAGAAUGGUUGCAUGUUCCGGGGUCGAAAGCUCACUGUUAAACAAGCUUUUGAUAAAAAGAAUCACCAAAAGCCCCCUUUUCGUCAGCAGCAGCAACAUCAACAACAGCAAAAUCAGCAAACAAAUCAACAAAAUCAAAGACAAAAACAGGACAGAGGUGGCUUGUUGCCAACACCAAUUCUCAGGGAUAAUCCCAGUGAUAAACAGAUAGAGUCACACCAGGAUAAUAAUGAGGCAUUAAUAAAACAGGAGCCUGAUAUUUCCCCUAGUAUUGAUAAUCAAGGGAGAGAAGAGGGAAAUGACACAGCCCCUGGAGAAGACUUUUCUGAAGACAAUUUCUCUUUAAACAAGUUUAUUGCACAUGAUCCGGAUGAAAAUCAUUAUCAACAAGACAAUCAAGUACCACAAGAAAAUGAAGAAGAUGCCUAUUCUCAUAACAGAUUUAAGCCAAAAGAACAAGUUGAUGAUUCUUACUCUCAUAACAAAUUUGCAUCUUCAGAAAUUGAUAAUGAAUCUUAUCCCCACAAUAAGAGCGAUAAUGAUUCUUAUUCUCCAAAGAAAUUUCGAGAUGAUCCCCACAAGAAAUUUUCAGGGAGAGAACGUGGUACUAAUGAUGAUUCUUAUCCACAUAAUAAAUUUCUUCCAGCUGAUCGUGAAGAAGAUAAAUAUGCACAUAACAAAUUUACAGUAAGAGAUCGUGAUGAUGACACACAAUCAGUGAAUAGAAAGAAUGAACCAACUGAUUCCUAUGUACCUCCAGCAAAAAGAGGACGUGGAAGAAAAACUUUUAAUCAGGACAACUUUAGAGAUGGUCCACGUUCAAAAUUCUAUGGUAGAGAAGAACCAUAUCCACCACAACCUUAUGUACCACCCCCAGCUGUGGAAGUCCCUUUACCACCUGAGAGAAAUGACUGUGAAAUAAUAGUUGUGUCAAAGCUUUUAACAGAAUAUGCUGAAUUUAUUGAACAGAGAUUAAAAAACUUAGGGUUAAUAGUUGAUUUGCUCUUCCCUAAUGAAGAUGUACCACUUGGUAGAGUUCUUGCGAGUAUAUCCAGCAGAGGUUGUCUAUAUGCCAUUUUAGUCAUGCCACAAAAUGAGGAAAAUCGUAGUCUUACAUUGAACAUAUUGCAUGGUCUUCCUCAAGAACACAGAAAUAUGCCAAUAGAAGACGCCCUAAAACUUAUUAGUCGCAACUUUGAAGCCUAUAUGAGGGGCGAUAAGACAAAUAGAGCAAAUGGGACAAGCAUGUCCUUAGAAGAUCGACAUCCAGAACAAAUUCAGGUUCUUUUUAAUUUACUGGCUGAAAAUCGUCAGUUAACGACUCUUCAGUAUGACAAAAUUUUAAAAUAUUUAGAAGAACGGAAAGAACUACAAAGUCAAUAUGAAAAUAAAGAGGGCAUCGAGAAAACAAUCGAGCCUGCAGUAAAUAAUAAAGCAGCCGAAUUACAGAACCGUAUAUUGAAUAUUUUGAACAAAUCUGGACAGAAUGAAUCUCCUAAACCUGUUGGGGCUCCGGUGGAAACAGAAGCUGUAACUCCCACACCUUUAUUGAAUGACCCUUCAGUCCAAAAGGCUCUUGACAGUUUACUCUCUGGAGAAAUGUUUAAAGGGAGUUUCUAAUUUCACAGGACAAAAAU
Agrilus planipennis (emerald ash borer) is the source of this 1996-nucleotide messenger RNA. It is a transcript of the gene Neos, whose product is annotated as pre-mRNA-splicing factor srp2. The transcript is spliced from 6 exons. Lineage: Eukaryota; Metazoa; Arthropoda; Insecta; Coleoptera; Buprestidae. The record is from RefSeq and is a predicted model, not a curated record. Bases 153 to 1979 code for a protein of 608 amino acids. Gene Ontology annotation, molecular function: RNA binding.